ACAUAUAUGCAUAAAAUUUUAACCUGUUAUGUCCAAAACAACAUAACCUAUUUGAAACGCGUGUUUCAUAAAAUGUGUAACAUAAAAUGCUCAAUAAUAAUUAUGAAUAAUACAAAAUGUCGCGAUUGAUUGUAAAAAAUUUACCAAAAAAUAUUACAGAUACAAAAUUGAAAGAGUUUUUUAGUGAAAAGGGUUUAAUAACUGACGUACAAUUAAAAUAUACAAAAGAUGGAAAAUUCAGACGAUUUGCUUUUAUUGGAUUUAAGACAGAAGAACAAGCUAUAGCUGCCAAAGAAUAUUUUGAUAAAACAUGUAUCGAUACCUGCAGAAUAUCAGUUGAGCAAUGUGCAAGUUUAGGAGAUUCUUCUAAACCUAGAUCAUGGAGUAAAUAUGCAUCUGAUAGUUCAAGAAAUGUAAUUAAUAAUAAACAAUUUAAUGAUAAAAUAGAAAAUGGAAAUGUGAAUAAAACAAUAGAUAAGAAAGAGGAAAGAAAUAAAAAAGAUAAAAAAGAAGAAAAUGUAAAACCUGAAGUCAAAGAAGCAUUGGAGAAGCAUAAAAAUGAUCCUUUAUUUAUGGAAUUUCUUGAAAGUCAUACAAAUAAAGCCAUAUGGAAUAAUGAUACAAUAUUGACAAAUAUUCAACCUAAAGAAUAUAACGAUAAUGAAAUAAAUAGCAUUGAAAAUGAUAUUAAGGAUAAUAUUAAACAAGAAGAAAAAGAUGAAGAAGAAGAAGAAGAAGAAGAAAAAGAAAAAGAAAGAAAAGAGAAAGAACAAAAAAUUGCACAUAAAGUUGUAUCCGAUUUAGAGUAUAUGGAAGCUUUAAAAAAUAAAGAAAAGAAUGUACAAAAUAAAGUUUCAAAUGGUAAUACAUCUAUACAUGGGCCAUUAAAAUUAUUUACUGUAAAACUUCGAGGAUUAGCAUAUAAUCAUAAGAAAAAAGAUAUCAAACAAUUUUUUAGUCCAUUAAAAGCAAAAUCGAUACGAAUAUCGCCAAAAAUUAAGGGUAUUGCUUAUGUUGGUUUCAAAACUCCACAACAUUUGAGAAAAGCGUUAUUGAAAAACAAAAGUUUUUUAGAUGGGAGACAAAUAUUUGUAAUAAAAUAUGAAGUGAAGGAAGAAAAGUUUAAAGAAGAACAAAAUGAAAAUAACGAUAACGUUAAAUGGAAGAAGCAAGCAGAAGCAUUGAAAAGUGAAGAAAGUAUAGCAGAAUCUGGAAGAAUGUUUAUUCGAAAUCUGUCCUAUACGACAACCGAAGAUGAUAUUCGAAAAUUAUUUGAAAAAUAUGGCCCUUUAACUGAAGUUAAUUUACCCAUCGAUCGAAUAACCAGAAAAUCAAAAGGAUUUGGUACAAUAACAUUCUUAAUGACCGAACAUGCGGUAAAAGCUUACAGCGAAUUGGACGGAUCGAUUUUAGAUGGAAGGAUGUUGCAUCUUCUUCCAGCCAAAAUGAAAAUUGAUUCGCUAGAAGAACUCGACGAAAAAGAAUUAACUUAUAAACAGAAGAAAGAAUUGAAAGCUAAAUCAGCUGCGGGAUCGUCACAUAACUGGAACACUCUUUUCCUUGGUCAAAAUGCUGUAGCUGAUGCUAUAGCUACCACUUAUAAUACAACAAAGGAAAAUGUACUCGAAGAUGGAUCAAAGGGUUUGAGUGCUGCAGUUAAAUUAGCAUUAGGAGAAACACAAUUGGUUCAAGAUACCAAAAACUUUUUGGAGGAAAACGGAGUUUGUUUGGAUGCAUUUAACCAACCAUCAAGUGAACGAUCAAAAACAAUAAUAUUGGUAAAGAAUUUACCUGCUGCAACACCAGCACAAGAGAUUCGACAAUUAUUUGCACGACAUGGCGAAUUGGGUAGAGUUGUGAUGCCACCUUCAGGAAUCACUGCUUUGGUAGAAUUUUUGGAACCCUCUGAAGCGCGAAAAGCAUUCACGAAAUUAGCCUAUACUAAAUAUAAACAUCUACCAUUAUAUCUGGAAUGGGCACCUGACAAUAGUUUUAUUACUCCUGCGAUAAAAAACAAAACUAUUAAAGAUGAAACAAACAAAAAAACAGAAGAAAAACAAGAAAAAGAAUUAUUGGAAAAUGUAAAUGAUACGAACAAGGUUAAUAAAGAAGAAAGCGAAGAUGAGGACGAACCUGAACCAGACACAACUCUUUUCGUGAAAAAUAUUAAUUUCUCCACUACGGACGAACAAUUAAAAUCGUAUUUCGACAAAUGUGGUCCUCUUCAUUAUGUCUCGAUAGCAACGAAGAAAGAUCCGAAAAAUCCUGGUGCCAAGUUGUCGAUGGGUUAUGGAUUUGUAAGAUAUAAAAGAAAAGCAGACGCGGAUCGUGCACUAAAAGUUUUACAAAUGACAGUGUUGGACGGAAAAACUUUAGAACUCAAACGUUCCGAACGAACGCUAACAACCGAUGUAAAAAGUGCAAAAAAGACGUCCACGGUAAAAGCUCAAACGGGUACAAAAAUUUUGAUAAGAAACGUGCCGUUCCAAGCAACAGCCGAGGAAAUAACCGAACUAUUCAAAGCGUUCGGAGAGUUGAAGGCAGUUCGAUUGCCUAAAAAAUUAGUUGGUGUCGAAAAACACAGAGGAUUCGCCUUCGUAGAAUACUACACAAAAAGCGAAGCGAAGAAAGCAUUUAAAGCUUUGUGUCAAAGUACUCAUUUGUACGGUCGAAGAUUGGUCUUGGAAUGGGCCCAAACCGAAGAGGGUGUGGAAGAUAUUAGAAAACGAACAGCCAAACACUUUUAUCAAGAUCAACCGAUAAAGAAGAGUAAAAAGGCCACGUUUAACCUAGAAGAUAUAGCUUCGGAGGAUGCAUAAAUAAUAAAUAUGUUAUAUACAUAGUACGAUCACGGAAACGAUACAAUUAAAUUCAUAGUUCACACGUGA
Molecule: messenger RNA, 2888 nt
Organism: Apis florea (little honeybee)
Lineage: Eukaryota; Metazoa; Arthropoda; Insecta; Hymenoptera; Apidae
Product: putative RNA-binding protein 19
Cellular component (GO): nucleolus
Molecular function (GO): mRNA binding
Source: RefSeq, a predicted model, not a curated record